Molecule: messenger RNA, 1178 nt
Organism: Syngnathus acus (greater pipefish)
Lineage: Eukaryota; Metazoa; Chordata; Actinopteri; Syngnathiformes; Syngnathidae
Product: germ cell-specific gene 1-like protein
Exons: 5
Coding region: 170-1084 (304 amino acids)
Cellular component (GO): plasma membrane
Source: RefSeq, a predicted model, not a curated record
GAGGAGAAGCAGAUGCGAGAGGCGUGUGGAAGAUCCACACAGCAAUUAGCCGCGGAUACGUAUAGCAACAGGGAUAGAUCUUCGAUUGGAUUGUGUGUGUGAGCAUUGGAGGAGGAGGAGAAGAAAUCACUGGGAUUAAAUCAGUCCUGGGCUUUGUUUUGCUGGCGCUAUGGGAAUAGACCGGCGGCGGAGAGCGUCGCUGGCUCUUACCUUGAACUUUCUGGCCUUGUUCCUCGCUGUGUCAGCUCUGGGAACGAGCCACUGGUGCGCUGGCACGCGCAAGGUCGUCAAGCCGUUCUGCAGCGGUCCCGUGACCACCAAGCAGUCUUUCUGCAUCAGGUUCAACAGCUCCAAUUUGAACGACACGCGGCUGGUGCAGUACAUCUGGGAGACCGGCGAGGACAAAUAUGUCAUGAGGAAGUUUCACACCGGCAUCUGGUUCUCCUGUGAACAGAACAUCAACAUGACUGGUGAAAACUGCAGGAAUUUCAUCUAUGUUGCACCUGCCAAUGAAAGAGGGGUGCUGUGGCUGUGCAUCGUCGCAGAGUGCCUGUAUAUCAUGCUCUUGGCCACCGGAGGCAUCCUCAUGUGGAUAGAAGUGUGCCAGUUUGGCAACGUCAUCGACGGCCUGAAACUCAAUGCCUUCGCUGCCAUAUUCACCGUGCUUUCAGGCCUGCUGGGGAUGGUGGCCCACAUGAUGUUCACCACAGCCUUCCAGCUCACAGUCAGUCUGGGACCAGAAGACUGGAAACCCCAGACGUGGGAUUACAGUUGGUCGUACAUAUUAGCAUGGAGUUCAUUCACGGCGUGCAUGGCAUCUUCCGUCACCAUUAUCAAUGGCUACACCAAAACCAUCCUUGAAUUCAAGCACAAGCGAAGGAACAUUGAGAAGAACUUGAAAAUCAAGCAGAAGCUGUUGGAGUUGGACCCUCCUGAGCAGGUGUGGGACAUGUACAUCAGCUCCAUGCCAAGUACUGCAGAGGAACUGCUGGACCUUUCGUCCAAUGACCGCAAACUCUCCAAUACCUCCAUCUUCUUGGACCUCAACGACCUGCCGGACCAGCAUGGGGAAGAGUAUUGCUAGAAAGGGCUAGGUAGAAAUCAACUCAUUCACUGUCAAACGUGACUUUGCAGUGAAUGAGUUAAACGUCAUCACGUUGUGUUUUUUUGAAUUAUAC